AUGGCAAAACUCGAGGGCAUCCAACACCGGUACAGAUCACUACCACCUCCUCCAAGUCGCAACGGGUCCGAGUGGAGCUCCGCGGGCGCGCGCACCAGUCCACGCGCGGCCCCGAUGUGUGCAGGAGAGAGGCGCACGAGCGGCCCCGAGUUGAAGCGUGGGAGGCGGGCAGACAGCGGCGAAUCCGGGUCACGGCACCAGUGUAACGUGGUUGACUCUGCGUUGUGUUGUGAGUGGUGGGCCCGUCAGCUUGUUAAGAACAUCCCGCCUUCGGAUAUGUUGGAGGUUCGAUGUAAAGCUGCAGCGUUUUCGGCUCUGAGCGGAGAAAGGAAAGACUGGGGACUGCGGCGCGCCUGGGAGAGGGACUACCUUAGCAACAUCAGAGACUGUCCUCAGACCAGCUCCAGCUUCAGCCAUGUGUCCGCACAGCUGCAACAGAGAGACAACUUCAGCCUGGUCCUUUUCUCUGGACUCUGCCGCAAGGGGAAUCGCUUCAACAAGAACUCGGACCGCGCACUGCUCAUCACUGAUAAACACAUUUACAAACUGGAGCCGAGGAAACAGUUCAAGACGCUCAAAAGGACGUCCCUGGACGUGUUCCAGACAGCCGACAACGAGUAUGUUAGGAGAAUUAAUGGCAUGACGCCGGUCGGCUCUGUACGCUCCAACAAGCCCACCAGUUUGGGACACCAGCCGUCUAGACAUGAGGAAAGACUACAACCGGCAGAUAGACGGUGA
This is a messenger RNA of Knipowitschia caucasica, 738 nucleotides long. Lineage: Eukaryota; Metazoa; Chordata; Actinopteri; Gobiiformes; Gobiidae. The record is from the annotation of a GenBank genome assembly.